Aureobasidium subglaciale EXF-2481 is the source of this 1265-nucleotide messenger RNA. RefSeq lists its product as uncharacterized. The coding region runs from base 132 to 959 and encodes 275 amino acids. NCBI's taxonomy places the organism in Eukaryota, Fungi, Ascomycota, Dothideomycetes, Dothideales, Saccotheciaceae. The record is from RefSeq and is a predicted model, not a curated record. The transcript is spliced from 3 exons.
CAUUCUUUACUGAUGUUUUGAGUGUAGUGCGCUAUCAUCCUAGGUUCGCGACACAAGAUUGCGACUUCCACGCAGAACUAUGGUGGGAACUGAGUCAAUUGGACCCAGCAGUCAGCGCUCAAGUCGAUUCGAUGCUGGCGACGAAGUAUGGAUUUCUUAUGACGAAGCCCAAUGUGCCCUUUGACCUCGACGGACCUACUCCGGUGAUAUUACGUCUGGAAGCUUUGAGGGCUACUCAACGAGCAAUUGAAGACCCUCGAAGGUGUUAUAGUGUUGGCACAAUUGCGGCCAUUACAGCGAGCAUCUUUGAAGCACAUGCUCGUGAGAACGACGUACAGGUUAUUCUGCAUCUUCGCGGGCUACGUAACAUCAUCAAUCAUCGUCCAGGUGGGUUGUCUUCUUUACGAGGCUAUCCAAAGCUAUGGAUUCUGAUCUCGAUGUGUGAGAUCAUCUGCGCGACUACGUGGGAUACUGUUCCAGAGCUUCCAUUCCCGAUGGACUACUUCCAGGAACCCAUCUUCCGACCGACACGUCCGCCGUCUGAGUUCUCUGAACUGGUAAACACUGCUUGGGUCAGCAAGCAGCAACAAAGUGACAUUACGACAAGAACAUACGACCACAUGUCCCACUACCCCCGGCCGCUGUAUGAUGAACAACAAAAGCCCAUCUCACUCCAUCCGAGAACAAUGAUGACAAUCUUCAAUGGAUUCAAGAUGUGGCUAAGUCUCCCAUGUGCAUCUCUGCUCGAAAAUCAGGAGAUGAGGAUGACUUUGCUUCGCAGUUUGGAUAGUCUCUUGGAUACUCCUACACUGAUUCGUAAGCAAUGGUCAAGCAGAUCAUCUGACCUUGUUAAUCUUCCUUGGUCUGGUCAGGAUGUCUUGAAGCUCAUCAUUCUAGUCGUACGAUGCGGAAACGAGAUGCAUCCGGUACUUAACACUCUGGCUGCUGAACAACAGUGAUUCAUGCUUCUAGCCGUCUUGUAGUUGAGGAAGGAACGUUCGCGUUUUGAGACGUCAUACCUUUUCCAUCUGGCAAAGGAGACCGUGGCUGUGAUGACGCGCCCGGCGCAAUUUAACCUCCGUCUCCAGGCUCGGCAGGAAGCGCCGGGGCCGGACAGACACGACGAAAUCUCCGCAACGACAGGACACAUUGGUUGGUAAUCGAAAAGAUCGGGUCCGACUCGUCAAGAGAGCCGGACCACAGAACACAGCCCGAAGUGGCAGCCGUGAAUCCGACGCCGUAGUUUUAGAGUUUGAGGCACCGCC